AUGGAAAUAAAUUUUAUCUUUAAUCUUCUUGGGCAUAGUAAUAUGGGAACUGAACAUCUUAAUGAUAUUCUUUCGAAAUUAAAAAUAAGCUCUAAAAGAAAAACUGUUGAAAAGAAUCAAAAUAUAAAAUACUACGCAAAUCAUAUUGGACCUGGUAUGCCUAUAGUUGUGUUAAUUAAAGCUAGUGAGAAUUAUAACUACACAAUUAAUAUUAAUGGGGGCGAUGAUAUAUACUAUACGUCUAUAUUUCCUUCUUGGGCAAUAAAUCGUGUUGAGGUAUGUGUGUUUUUUGAAAGUUUUAUCAAACUAAAUAUUUUUUGGCAUCCUUAUAAAGCAACAUAG
Meloidogyne enterolobii is the source of this 342-nucleotide messenger RNA. The record is from the annotation of a GenBank genome assembly. NCBI's taxonomy places the organism in Eukaryota, Metazoa, Nematoda, Chromadorea, Rhabditida, Meloidogynidae.